UAUGAGCGUGCGCAGUGUUGAAACCGGAACUCUACGUUUCCCUAGGUUACCAUCAACAAGUCCGUCAACCAGCGUUCUGUAGCUACCAAUGUGCCUUUAGAAAGUAGCAUAUGAAUAGCUGCGUGGUAUUUAUCGAAGCCGACAAUCAUCAUCUUGGUUAAUUUAGCUAUAAUAGCACCAUAGGAAGCUUAGUAGCUACUAGUUACAGUUAGCGAACACUAGCUAGCAUGCUAAUGUCAAUGAACGCAAUCACAGGAGGCUGUUUAUAGUUUUCAAAAUGACAGACCAGGAGUUCAGGACACUGGCUUACACAAAAAGCCCGAAAACAUCGAGAAGAACAACAUUUCAGGAUGAACUUCAGGCUGCUGUCUCUGCCAGAGCAAGCAAAUCUAAAACAGAUCAAUACUCGUACUCAGAUGACUUCAGUGAAGACGAGGACGAUUUUUUGAAUAAACUCUGUAAAUCAAGAAAACAGAAGUCUAAUGCAUUGAAGGUUGGGAAGAGCAAAGCCAAAAUCAACAACUUUGAGCUCUCAGACGACGAAGGCAAACAUGGGAGAACAAAGAGAGUUUCAUUCCUGAAAACGCCGAAAACUCCCUCGGAAGACACAACGGCAUCAGAGCCACAUGAAAAUGAGCCACCGGACUACUCCGCCAGCGGCUCUUACAAUAACUUGUUUUCCCCACAACACUCCACAAAUGUCAGUGAAGAUAAUGUACAGUUUAAAGACAGUCGUGUGGAAUCUACCGAUCCACAAACUACAAGAGAGAACUCGAGUAAAUCUCUGUCGUACCAAACAUCAGACGAUACUCUGCUGGACUUGCCAUUGCCCUUACCAUCUGACAGCAGUGUGAUGGACUCUCCAGGUCCCCUUGUUUCUGAGAGCACUGAGGAGAGGAGAGAUUUAUCAACAGCGGACCUCAAACACAUGUCCUCAGCAGACAGUGUUACUGAGAGGGAGCCACCCAGACCCAAACCACGACAAAGGACUCUGGGAUUUAGCCUCCAUGCAACAGAGAAGAUAGCUGAAGAUGCUGAAUCUCAGGAUACCAGUAGGCCCCAGACUUCCUCUGCAUCUAUUCCCCUCUCCACUGAUACAUCUAGCAACAUCAGUAAAGCCUCAUCUUCACACUGGGCAGAGGGAGAUCACGCUGAUUCACAUAGCUUCAGCAAAUCCUCUUCAAGUAAGAGUGAGCAGUCACAACUCUUCACCAAGUCCACAGUUGAUUCUGGGUCCAGAGAUGGCUUUAUUUCUGAUGACAGCAAAGAGCAAGAGAGAAAGUACUCUACAUCAUUCGAAGAGUUUAAUGAGUCAAGAGAUCACUCAGAUCAUUCUGUUGCUCAAGUCACUCAUGUCCAUGAAAAAUCAUCAGAUAGCAGGACAUCGAGUUCUCACUCUAAGAGCUCUCAGAGACCCCAGAGUGCAUGCUCCAGUAAAAUAGAAUCAAAGUAUUUGGGAAGUCUCAAAGUUCUGGACCGUAAAGUGUCACUGCAAGAGUCUCCGCCACAAGCAGCAGAUUCACUCAGAGCCGCUAUUUACCAGGAAUGGCUCAAAAAGAAAAAGGAAAAGUCAAGAGAGAAUAUGCUGCUAAAGAAGAAAGAGGAGAUUCUGAAAGAAAAAAAGAAACAGGAAGAAGAAGCUAAAAAGGAAGAUGCUGUUGCGUCAUAUGAGGCCUGGAAAGAAAAGAAAGCCCAGAGCCUCAAAGCAAAAGCCAAAGAAAAGCAAGAUGUGAUUAGAAAAGAGAAAAGAGAUAUUGAAGAGAAAGAGAGAAAAAAGCAAUCUGCUACACAGGUGUUUGAAAAGUGGAAACGUGAGCAUGAUCAUGUACUUAAAGAAAAGUAUAGAAAACAAAGAGAGGCUGAAAGUAAACUUCAGCAAAAGAAACAAGAAGAGGAGGAAGAAAGAAAAAGAGACAGUAGAUCAGCGUUUUCUGACUGGUGUGAGAAGAAGAACGAUGCCGUGCAAAACAAAGUCACGACAGAGCGCAAGGAAAAUAAAGAUAAAGCAGAGGAGGAACGAUACAUGAAAGAAGAGAGAGAUAAAAUGGCUUUAGAGAUGUAUGAACACUGGCUGGCAAGGAAAGAGCUAGAACAGAAGAGACGGAGAGAAGAAAGACAGAUACGAGCAAUACUGCAAGACAGUCCUCCUCCACCUUGGAGCCCUCCUAAUAAAACUAUACCAUUUCGAAAAUAACAUUUGAAAUGUAACAUACCACCCUUAUAAUAUCUGUGGGUGCUAUGUUACAUUUUAAGUUGUAAGUUUUGUACUGUUAGUCGUACCCAACAUGUGUUUUAAACAUAGCUAAUGACAGCUGUUUAAUUUUAUUUUUUAUUAGCCAGCAGCUGUAGUGCAAUUUUAUAUUUUUAUAUAUUUUUUGGAUGAAAUAUUGAAGCAAACAUUUUUGCUUUAGAAAGUUGCAUUUACUGUCUGUUCAUGUUUGACAGCAAAAGCCUUUUUUUUGUAAACGCGACAGUCUGUUUUUACUGUGUUAUACGUCAGAAUGUAAAGCAGCAAUAAACAUCAGUAA
Molecule: messenger RNA, 2528 nt
Organism: Thunnus maccoyii (southern bluefin tuna)
Lineage: Eukaryota; Metazoa; Chordata; Actinopteri; Scombriformes; Scombridae
Gene: map9
Product: microtubule-associated protein 9
Exons: 13
Coding region: 278-2194 (638 amino acids)
Biological process (GO): mitotic cytokinesis; regulation of mitotic cytokinesis; mitotic spindle assembly
Cellular component (GO): astral microtubule
Molecular function (GO): microtubule binding
Source: RefSeq, a predicted model, not a curated record